This is a messenger RNA of Morchella importuna, 312 nucleotides long. RefSeq lists its product as uncharacterized. The transcript is spliced from 3 exons. Lineage: Eukaryota; Fungi; Ascomycota; Pezizomycetes; Pezizales; Morchellaceae. Bases 1 to 312 code for a protein of 103 amino acids. The record is from RefSeq and is a predicted model, not a curated record.
AUGUCAGCAAAAGGAGCACCAUGGCAACAUCCUGCCUCAGCAGAACCUUCACAAAUGUACUCACAAUCACCAAACCGACCAAGCAAAUUCACGCUACAGGAAGGUCUUGACAACAACUGGGUUUUCUUCCCCGAGCCUCACUUUGUAAACGUCGACGACGACGAGGAGGAGGACUCAUCAGACGAAGGACAUGGUCAUCACGACAAGUCGGGAAACAGGAGGGACUCAGUCAACUCUAAAAUUUUUGGAAAAACGGGUUUCGUGCGAGUGAUUGAAACGCUCCUUCGCCCUGAUUUAAGGACUUGGACUUGA